AUGAACUACACAGGGAAGGAAAAAAGGUUGUCUGUUCUAAUUUGUCGCGUGAACAUGCUUAUAAACCUUUUGCAGAGCAGAUUGGCAUACCCUCUAAUUUAUCCAUUCAACACAACAGCACUGAAUAAUGAAAAAUCGUUAGAAUUAUACUUGAAAAAAUUAAGGAAGGAUGGGAAUUUUAAUGAAGAGGCAUUUAUGAAGUCACUGGCAUUUAUAACUCCAUCUAUUAUAUCUUUGACAAAGCUUGUUCAUAUUUUGAAGGCAGGUUAUUCCUUAUGUAAUUAUUCCGGAAUGGCAAGCAAAUUAACUUACACGAAUAGAAAAAGAAGUAAUCACGUUUUAAAGCAAUAUGAGACAAAACUACAUUUAUUUAAACCACAGGUAUGGCGAUUGUUAAAGCCGAAUGAUGAAUUAAACACGAAACAUUUAAGGUGGAGGAAAUGA
Messenger RNA from Plasmodium gonderi, 444 nucleotides. RefSeq lists its product as hypothetical. The transcript has a single exon. The record is from RefSeq and is a predicted model, not a curated record. The coding region runs from base 1 to 444 and encodes 147 amino acids. Lineage: Eukaryota; Apicomplexa; Aconoidasida; Haemosporida; Plasmodiidae.